This is a messenger RNA of Galleria mellonella (greater wax moth), 6627 nucleotides long. RefSeq names its product putative glycerol kinase 5. The record is from RefSeq and is a predicted model, not a curated record. The transcript has 11 exons. Gene Ontology annotation, cellular component: mitochondrion. Gene Ontology annotation, molecular function: glycerol kinase activity. NCBI's taxonomy places the organism in Eukaryota, Metazoa, Arthropoda, Insecta, Lepidoptera, Pyralidae. Gene Ontology annotation, biological process: glycerol metabolic process; triglyceride metabolic process; glycerol-3-phosphate biosynthetic process. The coding region runs from base 197 to 1855 and encodes 552 amino acids.
GAUACCUACCACCUAAAAUUAUCAAUCCGUCUUUUUUAGUUUCUGGUGAUUAUUACAUCAAUCAACUUACUAUUUUAUUGUGUCGUUUUUUACUAUGUGUAUUAAAACUUUCCUUUGGAAGUAAUAUCAAUAUCUGCCUUUUUACUUGAUUAAGAGUUACAGUAAUUUUUAUUUUAUAUAGUUUUGUAACAUAGCUAUGGAGGAAAAAUACAUAUUAACAUUGGAUGUUGGCACUACUACAAUUCGGGCUUAUAUUUAUAAUUCUAAAGCAGAAACUGUUGGAAAAUCUACAGAGCAGGUUGUUCUACAUUAUCCAAGUCCAGGGUUUGUUGAAAUUGAUCCAGAUGAAUUAUGGACUUCUAUAGUAGCAGUAGUACAAAGAUCUUUUAAGGAUGCCGGUCUUAGUGCUCACCAAAUAACAGCUAUGGGUGUCUCAACACAGAGAGGAACUUUCAUAACAUGGUCUAGGAGGACUGCGAGACCUUUUCACCGGUUUAUAACCUGGAAGGACUUGAGGGCUGAUAAAUUGGUUAGGCAAUGGAAUGAGUCAUAUACCUGGAAGCUAGUAAGAGCCGGUUCCUACGCACUCUAUUUAAUAUCAAGAAGCAAACGAUUUCGGGCAGGUAGUGUCCUAAAGUUUAUGAAUACACAGACGACACUACGACUGACAUGGGCGUUACAAAACAUCGCAGCUUUAAAAAAGGCAGCUGAAAAUGAAGAUGCCAUGUUUGGCUCUUUGGAUUGUUGGUUGCUAUAUAAACUGACAGGUAAUAAAGUGCACAUGACCGACGUGUCCUCGGCAUCAGCCACAGGUUUCUUCGAUCCGUUUACGAUGCAGUGGGCGGCGUGGGCGCUCAUGUUUUUCAAUAUACCGAUGUCAGCGUUGCCCACUGUCGUGGACACGGCCGGUGAUCACUUUACUAGUACCUCGCCUUCGAUAUGGGGUCAUGCGAUACCUAUACGCAGUUGUAUGGCAGAUCAAACAGCGUCAAUGUGGGGUUCUUGUUGUUUCGACGUAGGAGAUGUCAAGUUGACCAUGGGAACGGGCACAUUCUUCAACAUUAACACUGGAACCUCACCUCACGCAAGCGUGUCCGGAUUGUACCCCAUUGUGGGAUGGAGACUGGGAGAGGAGUUGGUCUAUUCGGCGGAAGGUGCCAACAAUGACACAGCUUCUAUCAUAAAAUGGGCGCAGGCACUAGGUUUGUUCGACGAUCCCCAGGACACUGCUGAAAUAGCGAUGUCCGUGCCAGAUUCAGAUGGCGUUUACUUUAUACCGGCUUUCAGUGGACUUGGGCCACCAUACAACGACGGUACAGCGGCAUCUGGUUUCAUCGGCAUGAAACCGUCGACAACGCGGGCGCACUUAGUACGCGCUGUACUAGAGUCGCUCGCGUUCCGCACCGCACAACUGUACGCGUGCGUACGAGCCGAGACAACAUUACGUUUUUCCGGUAUUAGAUUAGACGGUGGAGUGUCCAAUAACGACUUUAUAGCUCAACUUAUAGCGGAUCUUACGGGGCUGCGAGUGGAGAGGCCGGUGGACGUAGAAAUGUCCUCGCUUGGAUGUGCGCAUAUCGUGGGCUUACAGUUAGGUAUAUGGGAAUCUAAGGACGCGUUAAGGAAAAUACGCAAAGUUGGAUGCGUUUUCAAACCCCGUCCGCAGGUUAGGAAGUCGUACGAAGUCCCCAUGGCUCGAUGGGAGGACGCCGUGAAGAGAAUGUGUGGGUGGUAUGCCAACUAUAAGCCCCCACAAUUCAUCGCGACCAUAUCGGACUCGAGCAGCAGCUCCGUCACUCCACAGAAUAGUUUUAAAAUCUCAGCCGAAAACAAAAAUGGCGUUUACCCUAAAUAGCGGUGGCUUAUUUUUCUGUUGGCCUUUAUUGUCGUGUGCUUUCCAAUGUGCAGAUGAUAUUUGGCUUCUCAGUACCCGAAGGUGUUCAGUUGGUAGGUAUAUUUGUAGGUUGUUAAAUUGGUUGAAGCUUUAUAUUGAAAUACGUUCCGUGAUUUGGUUUCGAUUAGGUGAAUAAUUUAGGUAAUUAGGAUUUUUCAAUUGGGUCCGAUAUGCGGGUUCUGGGUGCCUAGAUGUUCGUUGUCCGGUUUCUCAUGACAAGGUAUUCUUGUUUAGAGACCAGGAAAUAGGUAACAUUGUGUAGCUAUAACUUUAGUAACAGAAAAUUGGGUAUUUGUGAUAUAUUUGUUUUCUUUCUAUUUAUUACUUUGUGAAUGAAUUUGUUAUCCCACGUAUAUUUUUAAUGAGAAAUAUAUGUUUGAUGAGGACGGCAUCAUCGUUAUUUACUGUCAGGUUUAGAUGUUUUUAAUUUUAAUAAUUCUAUACAAGUUGUAUUUUUAAAUCUAUAUUACAGUUACCUUCAACGUAUUACAGAACAUACUUAAAAUAAGAUACCAUUAUGACCGUAACAUUAAUUGUGCAGUUGUCAAACUUUACACACAAUGUUAGCUCAAUAGUUUUUAAUUGUUAGAGGUAAUGUUUUGUAUAUAUUAAACAAUGACAAUGAAAAUAUAACACAAUGGUAAUGAAAAAAAAAACAGAAUUUACGUUAGAUUGCGAUGUUGCUGUUCUUACUAAAUAUACUCUCUUAAUAUCAGUUACAAUGUAAACAAAACUUGCCAAUUUUAUUUUUUAUUAUAUUGUAGAUAUUUUACGUUGUCCAUUAUAUAGUUUUACGAAAUAUAGAAUGUGAUAAUCCCACCAUUGGAAGUACCUCAUACUAGUCUUGGUAGAUUGUUUAAACUCUGAAUUGUAAAAGACAAAAGUGCGUAGUCAUAUAGAGAAUUUGCGUGUAAUGUUAUAGUAAAAAAUGAGUUUAGCUUACAUUAAAAACGUUUAAUAUUUCUGAUUGAUUAUUUAAAUGCUCUGUACGUGAGUGACACUUAGUUUGUUGACAGAGCAUUGUUUGAAUAAUGAGUCAAAAAUAUUAAAUAUUAUUGAAUUAUUUUCAAAAAUUCACACAAUAAUUCUGACGUUGCGAUGUUCUUAGUUCAAAAUAUGGCUCAUCUGGUUACAAAUUUUAACCGAACUCCAGUUAGCUCGUUAUGCUUGAUUCAGUAAUAAACACUUUCAAUUCUCCAAGACCAUUCGUUCUCGCAGUGUAUUUAAAGUAUUAACGUAUAGUAAUUUACAAAGAAAAUCCACACAAAGUCACAAGAAUUUAAUAGUAAACAUUUUUGAGUUAGCUUAUUUUGUGUUCACAUAAAAAAAAAAUAUUUCACAAGGUGACGUUUUCUGUUUCUUUAUGCUUAUUGGGUUUCGGUAUUACAUUAGGUUUCGAUAUUAUACUUUAAUAUACAUAUGUACAUGUGUGUAUUAAAUAUGUACAUUCUGCGGCUUACAUGCCAUAGUUUUAUAGUUAAAUAGUUCAAUUAUUAUUAUUCGAUAUUUAGUUAGUCGUAAAUACUCCUUCCCCAAGAUAUUUAUUUGUAUAUAAUUGGCAUAUGUAAAUAUAUUGUAAACUAGUAAUUGGUGUUUUGGUGCUUAGAUUAUUUGGGUAGGUACUGAGAAAUAUGUAAUAGUGUAUAUAUAAUCAUUUAAACCAAUCAUUCCUGUUAUAUUUAAAUUACGUCCAUGUUUGAUCUAUAUUUAUAAAUAUUUACAGAGACCACAUCUAUUGUUUAUAAUCAGAAAUGAGAAUGUACCAAAGAAUAGUAGACUGCGGGGUGACAUAAUAAAGACCACUUGUGAUAUAAUACGUUAUUAUGUAAGCACAAUAUAAAUUGUGAAUAUGUUAUACGAUUGAAAACAUAAGGGAGAAAACAUAAGAAAGACUCUCAAAAUAUCAUAAACAUACUACCCAGCUGAGAAGAAAAAACAUAAAUGCUGAAUCGGUUUUAAUGUAUGAUAGAUACAGAUGUAAGUGCUACUGUAUGGGUUACAUUAUUUCGUGUAGUCGAUUUACGCUUAUCAACGAAAUUGUGACUCCAUUCAUGUCGAGAAGUACUGCUGAUGCGACCAAGUACACUCGCCGGAUGAUUUUUCAACAGUUAAGUCGUAAUUUUCGUGAUAUUAUUAAAAAAAAUAUUGUUUUGUGUAGAAUUCUCUGCGAUGUUUGCUAUGAUUAACAAUUUAGGCAAACAUAUAUAAUUUUUUUAUUCUAUCCUUUAGAAAUCAAAUUAAAUAGAGAACAAUAAAAAUAAAUGAACGUGCACAAUAAAAGGAAAAAAGAACAUAAAAAAUCAACAUAAAUAUAUACCAAAGAUUCUACACAUUAGGACUUGUGAGUUUUCUUACUAAGAAAGCAGUAAAGAUAUACAUCUGUAGGCGUAUAUGUAUGAGACAAAUAAUAUAACUACAAAUAAUAUAUAUUUGUAGUCAUUGAAAUGUCCAAUCUUCAUCUCAGCGAUUUUGGCCAUUGGCAAUUUCCAAUUGAGGAGUAGACGUGAAUAUGGCAACUAAUAUAUCAAAAGCAAGUUUAUUUAGUGCAUGCGAAGCUUUUAAGGUUUAUUAUUAAUAGUCUCCCUUUAAAAUUCCUAGCCCAUCCAUGACCAUUAACCAUUCCAUGUAGUUAAGAUAGUCUUUAUUUACAUCAAUUUUAGUCUAAUAUAUUUUGUUAUUUUUAUUUGACAUAGUUUAGUAGGUUAUGAUUUUUUUUCUAAUGGUUCUUGUUUUUGUAAUUUUAUACGUAAUUAAAUAAAUAGAGACCAUGAUGUCUUGAAAAAUUAAACUAUUCCAAAUAAUCGUUAUCUUAUAUUUUUUUUAUACAAUUUGUUUUUUUUUGUUGUUGUUUUGUAAUUGCAAAUAUUAAAACAAUUAUAUACAUUUGUUACAUGCUCUUGCCAAAUAUAAAAUAUAAUAUAAAAAAUCGUAUAUUAUAAAGAACUAACCUAAUUACUUAUUUAUGUUAGAUACCAACAAAUAAAUAUUGUUUGGAUCUAAGAUAAAUUAGAAAGCAAUGAACCUAUUAGGUUUUAUUCCUUGGACAAUGAUAUUUUAUAAUUCAAAGAGUGAGAUGGUUAUGAUUAAACCUAAUAACCAUUAGAUAUUGUGUAGUUGUGAAAAUACACAAUAUCACAACAACACAAUAUGUAUUAAUAAUAGAUGCAAGAUAUUAUUAAUAUAUUAUGUAUUAAAAAGAUUAAAAACCAAUGUAUUAUUUUUACUAUUGGUCGUCAUACGAUUUUGCUCACUUAAGUAGGUAGCUAUUUGUGUCAGUACUAUAGCCAAUCGUUGAUAUGCCAAAGCUAUUGAGAUUAUAUUCGGAUCUUGGCAUAGUAAUAUAAAUAAGAAAUUACUACUUCUUAAUACAUUUUGUUCACGAUAACGGGUUUGCUCAAUAAUGUAAUGGCCACAGAAUGGAUUUAUUGAUUAUAAAAAAUAUUUGUCGCUUUGUUUAGUCAGUAAUAUAGGACUAAAAAAAAAAAUACAUCAAUUCAUACACAUAUGCGUAUAUUUAUAAAUCUAGUUUAUUUUACAUCUAAGUAAAUUAAUAUUGUGUCUUUUUAUUAAAAGUUCCAACUUAAAAAGGGGGAGGUCAUUUAUUGGUUCACAUUUACAAAAAUCUAUUAUUAUUUAUUUUUCAUGUCAAGUGUUCAUACCAGUAGCAAAAAUGACUACUUCGAAAUUAUCUGCCAAUUUACACGAACAAUUUUCAAUAUUUCUAUUUGAUAUUAUUUCAUUUAAAAUUUGUUGUGAUAGUAAAUAAUAAUAAUGGAAUAAAUUGUAUAUAAAUUUCUUUAUAUACAACUAGAAAUUAUGUACUUGCUUCAUAAAUUGCUUUUGAGGCCUUCAAAUACUUUUUGUGCUAUGACAACCCAAAUUUUCAGUAAUAGCAUAAUAGGAAUGUUAUUGUAUGAUUAACAUAUAACUUAGUUAUUAGAAUAAUUUUGAUAUAAUAAUUUAUAAACGUUCAAAUUAUUUAAAUGUUUUUGAUAAUUUAUUGGUAAUGCAGACGUUGCCAGUAUACCAGCUUUGGUAUGAAUACUUUAAAUUUUCAACUGAUUUUAAAACGGAGGAAGUUUGAUCGUAUUAUUUUAUAUUUGUUACAUCACAGCUCCGUUAAUUUUAAACUAAUUUGGAAAAUUAUUAUCUGAAAGGAUAUAUUUACAGGCUAUUUUUUUGGCUCCAUAAAAAAUUUAUCAAAAUUUGUUCUGUAGUUUAGUUUUUAAUCAAAAAUUUGUCACAAUUUAAAUUGGUAUUUUUUUGAUACAAUCUUUUAUUUUCUUUUAAUAUUACUAUUAAGCAAUAUGUUGAGUUUAAUAAUAGUAUAGUUUCAAUAAGCUUUGGCUGAGGUAAUUAGAGAAUCAUAUUUAUAUCAGAUCCAGACUGUGUAAUUAUUAAGGUAUAUAGAAGACAAUAUUAUUGUUUUAAUAUAUUAUAGAUAUGUAAUGAUGGUGAUGAUGAUGUAAUGAUGAUGUGUGAUGUGUUUUUUACCUUUGGCUCAAUAUUGUAUGAUAAUUAUGUCGAUUUUUACAGUCACUAUGUUGUUUAGGUUUAAGUUAUAAUACUUUGUUAAUAGAUAAGUGAUAUUAAUUACUGGUCCUUUGCUUUAUAAAUUUUUAAAUCACAUCGAAACUUGCCAUAAUCUACUAGAACAUUAAUGAGAUUAAGUAUCUGAUGGUAAUCUAUUGGUAAUGGGAAAAAAUAUUUUGGAAUUAAAGGCGAUAAAAACA